GGAGUGCUAAAUAUAUAUACUGUAUUUCUUAUUAUCUUUUACAACGUCAUCCUGCAACUUACUUACGUCAGAAAGAUCUAUAGAUAUAUAAACGUUUGUAGCGGUAGGCAUUGGCAGUUGCGUAUUAACUUCCAGACUUACUGAAUCGCAAAUACGCGAAGCAAGGUCCGCCAAUCCUUCGUUCACUCUCGAAUCGGCUCUGCCAAGGUUCUCAAACAACAUUCGCCAUGGAAUAUUGGACGAUACUACUAUCCAUUGUGAUAGGUAUUCUCAGUUUGCAUUACCUUUACCAAAAGUUCAAUUACUUCAAGAGACACGGUGUUCUCCAUAUUCCAUCAUUGCCGAUAUUUGACAAUAAUAUGUUGCUUAUAUUGCGCCGUUUAUCAUUCGCGGAUUUUCUUCAAAAGCUGUAUUACUUCAAUCCGGAUGCCAAGUAUUACGGAUUUUAUACUACGAUGCGACCUAUGAUUUUGUUGCGAGAUCCCGAGAUCAUCAAAGACGUCUGCAUCAAGAGCUUCGAUACGUUUCCUAAUCGGCGUGGUUUUGCCGAAUUCAAUGAUAUAUUGUUUUCAAAAAAUUUAUUCUCCAUCCGCGGACAAAAAUGGCGAGAUGUAAGAACCUUAUUGAGUCCAUCAUUUACAUCUAGUAAGAUGAAAAUCAUGUUCACAUUAAUGUCGGAGUGUGCUGUGGACUUCACCAAAUCUCUAUCAGAAAUAUUAAGAGAUAAGAGCGACAUGGAUAUGAAAGAGUUGUUCACCAAGUAUACGACUGAUGUGAUUGCCUCGUGUGCCUUUGGAAUUAAAGUCGAUUCCAUGAAGAAUCCUACCAAUGAGUUCUACUUCUAUGGUACAGAAGCGGUUAAUUUCUUUAGAAAGAACGUUCUCAAGUUCUUCUUCAUUCGAGCAUUUCCGAAGUUCGCACAAUUCCUCGGCCUAAAGAUUCUAAACGACGGAGCAAAUAGGUUUUUCAAGGACACUGUAAAGACCACCAUCGACAUGCGCGAUGCCAAAAACAUCACACGUCCAGACAUGCUACAACUGAUGAUGGACAUCAGGGGUGAGAACAAGAGACAAUUGGACAUCGACGACAUGACCGCGCAGGCAUUCAUUUUCUUCCUCGGCGGUUUCGAGACCAGCUCGAGCGCAAUGUGUUUCAUAGCUCAUGAGAUUGCCGCUAAUCCGGACAUCCAGACGAAGUUACGGCGAGAGUUUGACCAAAUUCUCAAGGACUCAAACGGAAAUGUGACGUACGACGCUAUUAAUCAGCUAAAAUAUUUAGACAUGGUGAUAAGCGAAAGUCUCCGAUUGUAUCCACCGGUAGGCUUUGUUGAGCGAGAAUGCGAUAAGACUUAUGAAUUACCACCCACAUUGCCGAAUGAGAAACCUGUCAUCAUAGAGAAAGGUCAGUUAAUUUGGAUCCCAGUCUAUUCGAUUCAUCGUGAUGAAAAGUAUUAUGAUGAACCGGAAAAAUUCCGUCCUGAGAGAUUCUCAACCAUGAGCUCUCACCACAACUCGUCAUAUUACAUGCCAUUUGGAAUAGGGCCGCGGAUGUGCAUUGCCAACAGGUUUGCGUUACUGGAACUGAAAAUCUUAGUGUUUCACCUGUUAGCGCGGUGCGAGCUGAAACCUUGCGCAAAAACCACGUUGCCUAUGAAAUUCACCAAAAAAGGUCUAGGCCUGGUGCCAGAAAAUGGAUUCUGGUUGAGUGUCCAACGUAGAAGCGAUAUACAAUCUGAUUUGUGAUUGAGUCAUCAUGCGCAGCAACGAGAUUAAUUCAUAAAGACAUUUUAAGCGCACUAAAAAUAUGAAUAAAAUUAAACGUAACUCGUUUUAUAUUGUAACAAAUAGCGUUUCCAAUAUGUUUUAUUUCAUAA
Messenger RNA from Harpegnathos saltator (Jerdon's jumping ant), 1873 nucleotides. RefSeq names its product cytochrome P450 9e2. The transcript has a single exon. The record is from RefSeq and is a predicted model, not a curated record. Gene Ontology annotation, molecular function: monooxygenase activity; heme binding; oxidoreductase activity, acting on paired donors, with incorporation or reduction of molecular oxygen. NCBI's taxonomy places the organism in Eukaryota, Metazoa, Arthropoda, Insecta, Hymenoptera, Formicidae. The coding region runs from base 228 to 1742 and encodes 504 amino acids.